This is a messenger RNA of Perkinsus marinus ATCC 50983, 882 nucleotides long. RefSeq lists its product as hypothetical. The record is from RefSeq and is a predicted model, not a curated record. The coding region runs from base 20 to 790 and encodes 256 amino acids. NCBI's taxonomy places the organism in Eukaryota, Perkinsozoa, Perkinsida, Perkinsidae. The transcript is spliced from 7 exons.
AGUACAUUUUUGGCUCAUAAUGUCGUCUACUACUCCCAACGAGGCUGACGCACCCCCACGAGGCGAUGUGGCAGAAGGAGAAGACCCACAGCCUGUGAAAGAGUCGGAGGGACGGAGUUUAAUGUCGUUGAAAAUGCGGAUAGCUAGCGGAGGAAAGAACGCCUCGAGGGACCAGCUCGACUUCGUCAAAACAGUCGAUGGGGAUCUCACUAUAGCCGAGGCUGAAUGCGACCUCCUGAAGGAAGAGAACUUCGUCGAAGGAGGCAACACGAGGGCCACAUGGAUAGUGGCUGGUUCGCUGUUGCCGCGAGACGUUCCACUGAAAGAUAUUGAGAAGCUGAAUCGAUCCGAUGAUGUGGUGGUUCAAGUGUUCCUCCAGACAUCGCAAGCAUCUGGGGACUCCGAAGAUGGCACUACUGGUAGAAGUGGAAGCAACACUGUUAACCUGGACAGAAUGGACACCUUCGAGGACAGCGUCUCCAUAUUCGCAUAUGCUGUAUCGGGGUUAGGCAUUGCCUUCACUUGGAAAUAUCUCUUCUAUAGCGAAGCAGCUCAUGCCGAUGGGAGUACAACCCUACUCCAAAGCCUCACUCGCCUCUGCGUAUAUGCAUUCACACUGCUGUGGAUAGCCACAGUAUUGGGAGUCCUCUUUCGGAAUCUUCCACUGAGAAAUGCUCCGACUUACACCAGUCCAGAGGCACCUAGUACGGGCCCCACUGAGGGAGUAGAGCAGCCAGCGGAGGAAAGUGCAAACGCAGCGCAAGGUCAGGCAGCCGACGACUCGCGGUGAUUCGUUGAGCAUCUGUUAGUGAUGAGCACGUUCGAUUGAGUGGCUAUGUGAUUGCUGUUUAUCAUACCCUGUUCACAUUCGUCUAGCGGUUU